AUGUCUGAAGAAUUCGACGAAUCUGAGAUAAUUUUCUCCGACAAUUUCUUCCCAAGUCGCAGGCGUGAUGAAGUGAACGAGAAAGAGAAUCUUCCAGUUGGUUUCAGAGAAAACUCGAGACGUAGACGGAGCAAAACGACGUUGUUGCCAUCACCUCACCGGAUAUACCUGGUAACGGAAGAACUCUCAAAGGACGAGAUCUGA
Molecule: messenger RNA, 204 nt
Organism: Eruca vesicaria subsp. sativa (arugula)
Lineage: Eukaryota; Viridiplantae; Streptophyta; Magnoliopsida; Brassicales; Brassicaceae
Source: the annotation of a GenBank genome assembly